Penicillium samsonianum is the source of this 1444-nucleotide messenger RNA. RefSeq names its product Kynureninase (L-kynurenine hydrolase). The record is from RefSeq and is a predicted model, not a curated record. Gene Ontology annotation, molecular function: pyridoxal phosphate binding; kynureninase activity. The transcript has 4 exons. Gene Ontology annotation, cellular component: cytoplasm. Bases 26 to 1438 code for a protein of 470 amino acids. Lineage: Eukaryota; Fungi; Ascomycota; Eurotiomycetes; Eurotiales; Aspergillaceae. Gene Ontology annotation, biological process: NAD+ biosynthetic process.
GUUACGUGUGGCAAACGCAAAGAAGAUGAAUUCCAUUCCACACGAGCGCGAUAAGGCCCCCGAUUUCUCUAAUUUUCCAACUUCGAAAAAACGAGCUUUCGCUCAGUCGAUGGACGAGAGAGACCCCCUAAAGCAUUUUCGGGAAGGAUUUUUCAUUCCUAGCAAAAAGUCUCUGACCAGUAGCAGCUUCCAAUCAUCAGAUUCAUUACGGGAAACUGAGUCCGGGGUUUACCUUUGUGGUAAUCAAAUUGGUCUACAACCACGCCAAGCACCCCGGCUGAUUGAGCAUCACUUGAGAACAUGGCAAGCCCAGGGAAUGUAUGGCUUAACGAAGAAGAUAAGCGACUCUCCAUUACCGACAUGGGGCGAAAUGGACCAGGUUGCGGCUCGCCUGAUGUCACCGAUCGUUGGAGCAAACCCAUAUGAGGUAUCCGUUAUGGGGGGCCUUACAGCCAACUUGCAUAUUCUCAUGGCUAGCUUCUACCGACCAAUCGGUGAACGGACCAAGGUGUUACUAGAGCGUGAUGCGUUCUCUAGUGAUUAUUACGCUGUUCAAUCACAGAUACAGUGGCAUGGACUCCAAAUGGAUAACAUGGUUCUUAUUGAUCCAAUCCCGGGUGAUAAUUUGGCCCUGUCCACGGCCAAAAUUCUUGCCGUAAUCGAUGACCAUGCAUCUACGGCUGCAUUGAUUAUAUUAUCUGGCGUUCAAUACCUGACCGGCCAGGUCUUGGACAUCGAACAGAUCACGUCCCAUGCCCACUCCAGAGGCAUCAUGAUUGGGUGGGAUUUAGCUCAUGCGGUUGGUAAUAUCGAACUUAACUUACAUGACUGGCGGGUCGAUUUUGCCGUAUGGUGCAAUUACAAGUACAUGAACGCUGGCCCUGGGGCCAUUGGCAGCAUCUUCGUGCAUGAGACGCACGGCCAAGUAGAUCAGACGAAGGGGAUGGAGGGCUAUCGCCCUCGGCUGGCAGGCUGGUGGGGCAAUGACAGCAGUAGUCGGUUUGCCAUGCGAAAUACCUUUGCCCCAGGCACUGGAGCUGCGGGAUACCAAUUAUCCAAUGCGUCGGUGUUGGAUACAGUUGCUCUUAUCGCAUCCUUAGAAGUCUUCAAUCAGACUAAUAUGGUCGCUAUCAGGAAGAAGUCCGUUCUGCUGACCGCAUAUCUUGAGUUUCUGCUGGGUACUAUCGAUCCUCUCCCGUUCAGGAUAAUUACCAGUUCAAAUGCAACGGAACGUGGCUGCCAAUUGACUUUACGAUUCGACGACCAAAACGUGUUGAGCCGAGUCAUGAUGCGGCUGACAGAAAAGGGGUAUGUGGUAGCCCAAAAGCAGCAAAUGAUGCGGGCGGCCCCCGUCCCCCUUUACAAUACCUUCACUGAGGUCUGGGACUUUGUGGACCAGUUGCGCCGUGUUCUGCCAUCCUGCAUGGUUGGGGUCUGAUUUGUA